AUGAUUCCGUCAACAACUAAUAUUCAAAAAUCUGGUGGUGAUUUUCUUUCAACUAAAACUGUUGAAGAAAAAGUAAAAAGUGAUGAAAUAUCUCCAAUCAUAACUGAUAUUAUACCAAGUACGGAUAUUAAAGAAACCAAAACUCAAGAUGUACCAACAACUUCGAAGAAAACAAAAAAAUCCAAAACCGAAAAAAAAUCUGGUUUAUUGUCAACAUUUUUUCAUGAUAAUAAACAAAAAUCUAAAGUACCAGCACUUAAUUUACCACCAGCAGAACGUGAUUUAUCAUCCAAUACGCAAUUAUGUCCAACACAUCACUUGGAUGCUGAUCCAUUACAUGUUCCAUCAACUAAUUUACCAAAACCUGAUAUUCCACUGCCAACAUAUGAUCGACCAGAAGUUAAUAUGGCAGCAGGGCAAAUUAAACAAACAUCAGAAUUCUCUGUACCUGCCAUUGAUUUAACACCUGUACCUAAUUUAAAUUUACCAGAAAAUAAUAAACAAUUCAUUGAUACAAAUUUUAAUGCUAUGAAAAUUCCUAAUGUUCAAUUACCUAAUCUUCAAUUUACAAGAGAUGAAGAAAAAAUCAAUAAUUUAGCUGAUAUUGAAAUCAAACCAACCGUUGAAGAAAUUCCAAUAACAACAACUAUUGAAAAAGAUUUAACAUUAACAUUACCUGCUGAAGAUACAUUAAAUAUUCAAAAUGAUCAGAAAAAUCUUCCUGUUGAAACUAACUAUACUAUUCAAACAGAAACAAUUAUUCCAAAAUUAUCAUCUGAUGAAACAGAAAUAUUAUUUAAACCAGAAUUAUCAUCAAUCGAACAAAAACUUACAAUAAUUGAACCCAAUAUUGAUCAAUUAUCACAACCUUCAGUGACUAUUGAAAAGAAGACAAGUCCGGAUAUUAGUUUUCAAUUACCAUCUACAGUACCUAUUUUGACAUUACCAAAAACUUCUAAAUCAAGUUCACCAUCAUUUAAUGAUAAUAUGCCAUCAAAAGCUGUUUCAACAAUAAAAACAUCUGAAAAACAAUUAAUUGAAACAAAAUCUGAACCAACAAAAAAAUCUUCAAAACUUUCAUUAUGUUCAUGCUUUAGUACUAAAUCAACUAGUUCAAAAGAUAAAACUCGUUCUAUUCAAGCACCAAAAACAAAUCUACCAGAAGUUAAUAUACCUAUUUCAACAUCGAAUAUUUCAUCAACAUUAAAAACUCAAGAAUCAUUACGUGCACCAAUAAGUAAUUUACCACCAGUUGAUUUACCUCCAACAUCAAUCGAAACUAUUACUUUACCAACGAUUCAUAUACAAGAUAAAAAACAACCAAUAAAUCAAACUGAAACAAUUGUUCCAUCGAAUGAAAUUAAAAACCAAGAAGAAAUUCAAGUACAAUUACCAAUUCAAGCACCUCAUGUUGAAAAACAACUAGGAGAAGAAAGAAAAGUUCGAAUAGAUAUUCCAACAUUGACUAUUGAAACACAACAAGUGAAAGAAAUUCAAAAUGUUUCUACUGAAUCUAAAAAACCAUCAUCAUUUGAAAUCAAAGCACCAGUUUUAAAUAUUCCCGAACUUAAUUUAUCUGGUCCAUCAAAAAUUGAUGCCUAUCAAUCAUUUACUAAACAAGAAGAAUCAGCAUCAAUUCCUGAACAAAUUCAAUCACGUUCUGACAGUGGUCUUGAAGCAAUUAUUUCCUCACAUAUGCAUCCAUCAUCAACAUUUGGUACAGUGUCAACAAUGGAAGAUAUUCAACAACAUCCAUCAAUUAGUUCUGGUUUAGGUAGUGACAUUUUAGAUAAAAAUAUAAUAACCAGUUCGACAUCAUCCGAUAUUCAAUUAAUAAAACCAAGUGUUAUAUCACAAGAAGAAAUUAGUGUAACUAAAAAUGAGUUUGCACAUAAAAUAACAAUGAAUGAUGAAAUACGUUCAAAAUUAAUAUAUCGACAAGAUCAAUUAAAAAAAUGUUUGGAAAAUGAAAUAGCAAAGUCAAUUGUUGAUUUUGAUCCAAAAAAAGAUCAUAAAUCAUUAGAAAAAAUUUUAACACAUGCAAUUGAUUUAAUUAAAGAUAAAAAAGUAACAACAUAUCUUGAAUUAAAACAAAAAUUAACUAUGGAACAUAAAAAUGAAGCUUUUAUUGUUGAUCCUGUUAUACGUUCACUUUAUUGUACGAUUGAAAAACAAGGUUUAGACAAUAUAGAUAAACCCGAAUUCCCAUUAGCCAUACGCGAUAUGGUACGUCUUCCGGCCAAGCAGACAUUUGACACAGUGACGCAUUUGAAUAAAGAAGAAACGCCAUUAGCUACAUCCCAAAUGACAAAGUAG
Molecule: messenger RNA, 2316 nt
Organism: Rotaria sp. Silwood2
Lineage: Eukaryota; Metazoa; Rotifera; Eurotatoria; Philodinida; Philodinidae
Source: the annotation of a GenBank genome assembly